Molecule: messenger RNA, 336 nt
Organism: Miscanthus lutarioriparius
Lineage: Eukaryota; Viridiplantae; Streptophyta; Magnoliopsida; Poales; Poaceae
Source: the annotation of a GenBank genome assembly
AUGGGGCCACGCCCAUGUACGGGAGCCCCAUUGGACGACACCGCGGCGUCCACGGAAGUGGAUCAGCGUUUCACGAGCUGCGAAUCAAACCAGGAGGAGCACAGUAUGGCGGCGACGCGAGAAGCGAGCCCGAGCCUCGCAGGCGACGAGAGGUCCGAACACCUCUGGGCUCUGGCACGGGCGCACGGCAUCGUGGCGGCAGGGGGGAGAGGAUUAAGAGAGCAAGCUGGGGAGCUCGCUGGAGGCGAGGAACAGGAGUCACAGAAGAACAUCGUGUAUCGCAGAGGCCAGAGACGGGCGAGGAGGAACCGAGGAAGUAGUCUACGGUUGAUUUAA